Molecule: messenger RNA, 1810 nt
Organism: Rhincodon typus (whale shark)
Lineage: Eukaryota; Metazoa; Chordata; Chondrichthyes; Orectolobiformes; Rhincodontidae
Product: ras-related protein Rab-26
Exons: 9
Coding region: 366-1136 (256 amino acids)
Cellular component (GO): Golgi apparatus; endosome
Molecular function (GO): GTPase activity; GTP binding
Source: RefSeq, a predicted model, not a curated record
AAAGCGUGCAGGAAGCAGGAGUCCGGACUGUUGCUGCUUGGUGCUGAUGGUGAGGUAGAAAGUAGCUGCAAGACCUGACAGGGAUGCACAUCAUCCCAGUUCUGAGAGCAGGCAUGAUCCCUACCGCCAGGUGAGAGAACAAAACUGCGAAAAACAAAACCCACAAGAAGAAAAAUAAAACCACACCACAACAGCAUCGGAAGUUCAGCUGUGCUGCACACAAGUGGGUGAAGAGAUUGCAGUCAGCAACAAAACAAAAGAGGAGCAAUUUACCACCUUUCUUCACCCCUCCCCACCCCCCCACCCCUUCUGUUACCCCAACCCACCCCCUCCCGAUUCUGUCAGAGCUGCGGACCUGGUUCGAGAUGUCAAGGAAAAAGACUCUGAAGAGUAAGAGUCACACGUCUCCCAGCACCACCUUACCAGCCGGCAGCGGGAAAGAACAGGAGGCGAAAUCACGGAAGAGCAACUCCGGCGGCCAGGCUUUGAUAAACGGAGUGAUCCUGCCAAACAGACCCUCUCUGAGCAACAGCAGCGAGUUCUAUGACCUCGCUUUUAAGGUGAUGUUGGUUGGAGACUCUGGAGUGGGGAAAACCUGUUUGCUGGUGCGUUUUAAGGAUGGAGCUUUCCUAGCAGGAAGCUUUAUUUCUACAGUGGGCAUUGACUUCAGGAAUAAAGUAUUGAAUGUGGAUGACGUGAAAGUUAAGCUGCAGAUCUGGGAUACAGCAGGACAAGAAAGGUUUCGCAGUGUGACUCAUGCUUAUUACCGAGAUGCUCAUGCUCUUUUGCUGCUGUAUGACGUCACAAACAAAACAUCAUUUGACAACAUUCAGGCCUGGCUGACAGAGAUUCAUGAAUAUGCAACACAAGACGUGGUAAUCAUGUUGUUGGGUAACAAGGCUGAUGCAACUCAAGAGAGGGCCGUUAAGAAAGAGGCAGGAGAAAAAUUAGCAAAGGAAUAUGGAGUGCCCUUUAUGGAAACAAGUGCCAAAACAGGCCUAAAUGUUGAGCUGGCAUUUAUGGCUAUUGCAAAAGAACUGAAACACAGGUCAAUGAAAUCACCAAAUGAUGCCAAGUUCAAGCUCCAUGAUUAUGUGAACUCGGAAAUGAAAGGUACGGGUUGCUGCAGAUCAUAACUGCUAUGUUCUAUCUGCCGAUACAUUUGUACAAGACUGAUUGUCUCAUAGUUCUGCCAUUUCUUUUGUGAAGUUCUUGCAUGUCUGUACUUGUUGUCUGUACAUUGACAAGUGUUUAUCAGCCAAGAACACCUUGAAUUAAUUUGCGGAGAUGAGUGGGAUAUAAAUGGUGUUAAAUCAGGAUCGAAAGAACUGUACUUGAUUGUUUACAUAAUCUAAAUCUGCUUUUGCUGACUAACAGUUUGUAUCAAUAGAAAAACACACCUGUUUUGUUCUGUAGGACAUUAAAUGAAUGUACAUUGAUGUCCGUGAUUGUACUGAAUGUAUGCUGUGUAUAUUUUUUAAUUCUUUACAAAGCCAACUUUAAUUUCAUUUGGGGCACUGCGGAGAAUCCACAUGUGUGAAAAUAAAUCAGGAUGCCAGUUGCAAGGAAAUGCCAUUCGACCCCUUUUAUGCAUCUUGCUGAAAUAAUGUAAACUAUUUUUUAAACUAAUGCAUAAUUGUCAGACUUAUUAGAAUUUUUAAAUAGUUGCAACAGCUGUAAAAUAAAAUGUUUUCCAAGAAACCACAUUCCAAGAAGUGAAUGAAAAAAGCCAUGGUAAAAUAGAUUGAUGGGCCUGUUGUUAAUUAUUGUGCAGCAUAUGCUUUUGCAGAAAGUAAAAACUUGAAACCUA